AUGGAAAAUACAUCAUACAAUGCAUACAUGAGCGAAGUGCAAUCACCCAACACGACAUACAACGACUCUAACGUGAAGGAGGCGAGGGACAAUGAAAGCUCCAUCAACUGUUACAACUUUAGUCAAACAAUAAAUCCCUAUCGCGAGUACGUGAAUGAUGAGAGCGCUGCUCCUCAUAGGGCAGAAGGCGACAACGACACUGUAAAAGUAGCCAGCACCUACGGAAGCGUGGGCAAGCCGGUCAUGAGCAACGUAACCAGUGUGAGCGGCAUGGCCAACGGGAGCGGCAGCUCCAGCGCCAACUGCCCGGAGGACACCCUAAUAAACGGCUCCGUCGACCCCAGUGCUGCAGCUAACAACGGCAGCAACUAUCAGCACCUCGUCCAUAAUUACAUGUACAGUCAAAACGGAGGAAACCCUAACGGUGACAGUGGCAACACAGGCGUGGUUGGCAACACAGACGGGAUUGGCAACUCGCAGGAAGAGAGUAACAACAAUUGCCCCUCGAGCAACGCCCCUAAUGGAAUGGAUGGCAACGUGGUCAAAGACACCGAGGAUGAAACGAAUGGCGAAGUCCAGGAGGUCUCCUUGGAAUCACCAAAUGGAGUGUACUCAGAUCAGAUGGACUGUCAGAAUGGCACUCACAUGAAUAAUCAGUUUUCUCAUUUUGCAAAUAUCACAGAUGCGAACACAGCGAAUGGAAGUAGUAACGCCCCUUACGAUGCAGACUUUAUCGGUAGCGACAACUCAGCGAAUCUAAUCGAUUUUGAAAAGAGAGGAGGCAACAACAGUGACAUCCCCCCAGCGGUUCUAGAGUAUCUUAACUACUACAGGAAGUAUGGCAAUGGGUACAGCAAUGGGUAUGGCGGUGCUGAGUAUGGCGGCGGUGAGUUCGAGAGCCGCGCGUAUGGGAGUGGCAGUCAAGGAAGUGGCGAUCAUGGGAGUGGCGGUCAAGGAAGUGACGGUCAAGGAAGUGGCGAUCAUGGAAGUGGCGACCAUGGAAGUGGCGACCAUGGAAGUGGCGGCCAUGGCAAGGAUGCCAACGAGAAGGAAGAAGAAUUUUAUUCGAUGAAUAACGCCACCUCCCCCAGGGGUGCAACCUUAUUGAACGAUGGCAGCAACGGUGAUGACAACACAAGCAAGUGUAGAAUUCAGAGAAGCAACAUGAACUACCAUCACUCAUCGAACAAAUAUUUUGAGAAUCGAGUUUCAGGAGGAGUUAUUCCCUCCUAUGGGAAAGAUAAAAUAAUGAGCAUGACAAAUGGUAACAACAUUAUCAACACGAACGCAACGUCGACUACGACUACGACCUCCACCACGGCGACGAGCAAGGAUGUCAGUUAUUAUGGACCAUUGCAUCCCGAACAUAGUAGCAGCCAAGUUUUUUUAAAUAGCGAGUUUAAUCAAAUGGGGGAGGAGGAAAUGGAGGGACAUGAGGCCGAAGAAGAUGGCGCGAAAAAAUGGCAACGGUUUAACAAUCAGAGAGCUACGAACAGCGCCUUCCCCAUGAUGGGUAGCACCAACGACGGUGCAGGUAACAGCGUUCACAAUGGUGGGGCCAUGCAUAGUGGGGCCCACUUUAACGAGCCAAACGGUUAUUACCACAAUGGUAUGUACAGCACGAAUGGUGGAAGCGGGAUGGGGGAUGUCCGAGUGGGGGGUGACCGAAUGGAGGAGCCCGGCGCAUCAGUACAGACGCAGAUGGGCAGGGGGUACUACCAGGGAAUGAACCUCAGCGACUAUCGCAAGUUAAACAAGGGGAUUACCAAGGUAGCGAGAAGGGGAAGGAAGAAGAAGAGCGAGAGUGGCAUCGAUUCCAUCGCCGCCACCGGAAGAGAGGAGCACACCAUGCGGAGCUGCAACAGCCGCCGUAGGAGUCUCCGCAGCAGUCACCGCAGCAGCUACCGGGGCACUCGGCGCGGUAGUCGUUUGGGCAGCCUCCGGGGCAGUCGUCGGAGGAGCCGUCGCGGCAGCGGCAUAGGGACCACCCUGGGGGCCAGCAUCGGCACCAGCAUUGGCAGCAACAUCGGUACCAGCAUCGGCACCAACAUAGGCUUAAACUACAGCAUUAGCGGUACCCCCAAUUACACCGCGAGCCGUGUCCUUCCUCCCCCCACCAACAAUCAAGCCAAACCAAAGAAUUACCAUUUUUUCAAUACGUCCUUCUCAUUUGUAAAAAAAGAAUAUAAUUUUAAUUCCAGCAUUCGAAGAAAUUAUAUCUCCUUUAGGAGCAACUAUUAUGGAAAUAGGAAGCUGUGGUUGAAGUUGAAUAUGCGAAAACGUGUAUCGCUGGUAAAGCUGCAAAAGGUGAGGGAAGAAGAAGCUACUAUCAAAUGGUGGGAAAGUUGAAUGGUUUUGAUGAUGGGAGUAACGAACGAAGAAGACGAUGAGGAGAACUAUAACCUGAACAAGAAUGUAAAGAGAAGGAGGAGAAAGAGAAGAAAAGGAGUACUUACAGUAGUUAAUAGUAAAACGAAGGGAACUCGUGGAAGGAAGAGACUAAAUACUGAUGAUAGGAGAAGGACAGUUGGAGGUGUAGGAAGAGGAAGAGGGAGAGGUAGAGGAGCAGGAUUAAACAGAGGUACCACCACAACGACCAGUAGACUGCAUAAUACCUCACUAGGAAUAAUGCGCAUCAGUGGUAGUAGUACCCGGGGUGGUAGCAACGUAACCCAUAGGUAUAGGAACUCUUCGUCGAUGCGGCACACCGGGGAUGCAAAUACAAUCUCCACCAGCACAAAGAACCACUACAUGAUUAACAACAGCGCAAUGGAAGACUUCUCAGACGAAGCGUUCCUUCACGACAUUGUGAGAGGAAUCAAAUCGGAUGAUGAGUGCAUAUACAAAGCUGAAAGGGAUAGCAGCAGAAGGGAGAUACACAAAAUAAUGGCGAAGGAAACUAAAAUAAAACUCUGCAGUGACAACAACGUGCAUCUGUGUAAGUACCUAAGUGAUGAUGAUUUAACGUAUGAGCUUUAUUGCAAUUAUUUUUUUAAAAAUUUGGGUAGCGUCACUGUGGCUAGCUACUUCAGAUAUUUCAAGAUUGUAAACAAGAAGAGGCUUAAAUUGAAGGCGAAGCGCAUGUCACCGAAUCUGAGCUUCAACUACGAGACCUUCCUCACGUCCAUCGUUAGCACCAAUGAGUGGAAGCGCCGGGGGGAAGCAGAAUCCAAAGCGGAAGUGGCGCAGCGGGGGAACGAUGCGAAUGAUACGAACGAUGCGAAAGAGGCACGCGACCAAAAUGGAGAAACCUGCGCGAAGGAGGAGCCCAAAGAGGAUGCUGCCCCAAAAGUGGAAGAAGCGGACGGAUCAGGCGAAGCGGACAAAGGGGACGAAGCGAACGAAGCAGACGAAGCGAACGAAGCAGACGAAGCGAACGAAGCAGACGAAGCGAACGAAGCAGACGAAGCGAACAAAGCAGGUGUAGCGAACGAAGCAGACGAAGCGAACGAAACGAACGAAGCCAAUCAAGCCAACCAAUCGAGCACAGAAAAGUGCACCCCUCAGCAGCUGCUCAAUCAGGACAGCGAGGAUCUGCUCGAGUGCAUCCCAAUAAGCCCCAUCUUCCACUUCUUUAUUGAAAAUAACACCCUGGUGACAUGCUUCGAUAGCAUCCUCAAAAAUAAAGUAGUUAAAACGGAGUAUAUUAACUGCCUCAGGGGAGUGUUGCUCCAUUUGAGGGAGAAAUUUGGCGAUGUUGUGUUGUCACCUCAUUACCGUGGAAGGGGGCACCGACUGGUCCAUCAUUACAACGAAGGGUAUACCCAAGGGGAGUUGGAAGAUAUCGGCAAGUACUUCAAGCAGGGCUAUGAGGAGGAAGAAGAGAGUGGUGCCGCUGGAGGAGGAGCACAUGGCAAUGCCGCCAACGGGUACUCCCUGAGGAGGAAGGGAGCCAAUGGGGAGAAAUUCAGCUACCGUAAUUUUGAGCAAAAGUAUAGCAAUAAAUAUUUUAUUAAUGACGAUGCGUACCCUACGAAGGAGGCGUGCAUGAGUGGAAAGCGAAGAAAGAGUCACCAAGAGCAGCAGCAGACGCAGCAGACGCAGCAGACGCAGCAGAUGCAGGAGAUGCAACAGAUGCAGCAAAUGCAGCAGAUGCAAUUGCAGCAGCAGAUGAUGAUGGCGGGACAGGGCAUGUACCCACCGAUGCAGCGCUUCUACAACAGAGGAGGAGAGGAGGGAGAAGACUUCGAGGACAUGGAAGCCAUGAGACUUCACCCCCAUAUGAUGCGGGGAGACAUAAGCAGCAGCAUGAUGAACAACAGCAUGGUGAACAGCAGCAUGAUGAACAACAGCAUGGUGAACAGCAGCAUGAUGAACAGCAGCGUGAUGAACAGCAGCAUGAUGAACAACGGCAUGAUGAACAGCAGCAUGAUGAACAGCAACAGUGCAAAUGCCCACAGCGGAAUCUACCACAACGAUCACAUGAACGUAGGCCAGUUUUACAUCAAGGGAGAAGUGAACGAUGGUAAUGAUGAGAGUUACCAUUACGACGUUGACGAAAUGGGAAGGAGGAAAGCUGCAAGAGGAGGAGCAGCAGCAGGAGGAGGGGUGCAUAUUAUAGGAGAUCACAACAACAGUGGUGAGCAUAGCGAGUACCACCACCACGGAAUGAUGAUGGUAGAUAUAAAGGAUGAACGGUCAUUGGAAAAUAAUCAGCAUGAGCAGCAUGGGUUGAGGAUGACGAUGACAACGACGGCGACCACUACCCCUACCCCUUGUAUUGACACAGAUGGGGGAAAGAGCAGCUUUGGAGGUAUAGAAGGUACGAAUGACAUAGGGGGAAGUGCGGCAGGAGGUUUGAACACCUCGGCAUCGACCAAUGAUAACAGUACCAUGGGAUUGGCCCUAGAUAGCAUAGGAGGCAUGGAUGGAAAAAUAAAGUAUAAAAAUAAAGGGCAUCAGAAAAUGGAAGGAAAGGAGAAGGUAAAGAGGAGAAGGAGAAGCCAUUUAAACAAAAACAAUCAAGAUAUGAUAAAGACGUAUGGUGGAAUAUUGAAGGACAAUCCAAAUAACUUUAUGUAUAAAAAUUUGGCUAUACAAAAAAAGGCUAAUAAUUACUCGUGUUUAAAUUACAAGGAAAUAAAGGACAUGCUGAAGGACCUGACUGUGUUGAAGAGUGGUGCGAACUGGAAGACAUACAAGAUGGAGGACGUACCGAGCGAGUUGUAUAAAAAUAUUCGUCCGAUUAAUCAACGAGUGACAGGGUUUAAGACCGUGUUGCUUGUGGAUGAGCUUUUCGAGAGACUGUGGGAGUUCCCCAGCACGGAUAUCAUUAAGGUUCGGACCGUCACUCGUGGGGAUCAGUUCAUCGGCGACAUUCGAAUCGACUUUUACUACCGCCAGAGCGAGCGCACGCUGUGCCGCGCGUGUGGCCGCCACAUCCUCAAGCAGAAGUUCGCCACGGAGCACUACCAGAGGAAUACAAACUGCUGGAAGGAGGUCAUGUGGAGACUGGGUAUCCCCGAGUUGCACUACUACAACUCAGUUCGUAACGACAUCUUCGACGCGCGCAUCCUCAACAUGGAGAAUAACAGCGAGCAGGCGGUGCUGGAUCGAACGCUGACGCUGUACAACCAAGAGCUAAUCAAAAAGGCAACCGAUUUUGUAAAUGACGAGCUCAAGUACUACGAGGAAAACGUUGUCACCAAACCGAGAAAGAAUAAAGCAGGAGGAGCCAACCAGUGUUUUGAAUUAGAUAUUUUAAUCCUCGACGAUAACAACAUUAUCCUCCCAACAGUGAAGAAUGAGCUAGACGAACCCUAUUUUGAAAUUUCAGGUAUUUACCCGAAUAAUGGAUUUCCUGAUGAAAAUUACUCCAAAAAUUUUUGCUUUAUAAAAAUAACCUUUAAUAAGCUUGGAGGAAUGGUAUUGCGAGAUCUCUUCACACUCGAGUGUGAAUUCCUUGUCGAUUGGGGAGACAACCUACUCAUACAAGCAAAGAAGUACACACUACAUGAGGUAUAUAAUACAUCUGAAUCACAUGACAUCAAUUUGAGAAAUUUGUAUGAUCAAGGAUUUGCUUACUUACGUUGUAACAUACCUCAGAAGAGUAACGGUAAGGUGAAUUUAAAGGUGAGGAUUCCAAAGACAGUGUGGCAUUACUGGGAAGCUAUUGCAGAUGAGACACUCAAAAUUAAUUAUGAGUUUUUGGACAAGCAUAGUGUGCAUAGGCAGCUGCUUUUCUGUUCCUAUUUGGAUAAUGUGAAUAAAAAUUUCACUGCCUAUGUGAAGAACUCCUCCAAGGGGGGGGUGGCUGACUGUGGCAACAACUACGGCAUGAACAACGAGUCGCACCACCCCACAUCGCGCGCGCACCACCACCCGCACCACGGCACGCAUCACUCGAGCCACCACCACGGAAGCAGUCACCACGGAAGCAAUCACCUCGCUGGUAACCACCACCCGCAUCACCACCCGCACCACGGUGGCAACGGAUCCAACGGCAUCUCGUUCGACUAUCCAAAAAUGGAGGAAGAGGAGGAGGACUACUCCCACAGGACGUCCUUCAUCGAGGGCAAAAAAAGCAAAGGGGGUAGCUCCAGCGGAAGCGGCAACGGUAAUGGAAGCUGUAACGGAGGUGGUAGUGGAGGCGCUAACGCAGGAGCUAACGGAGGAGCUAACGGAGGUGCUAACGGAGGCGGCAACAACAACGGCAGUGGCAGCCCAAACCACCACCACCACACAUUGGAACACAUGUCUGCAGGAGGCAAGGUCAUGCAUUACGGAUAUACUUCACCCAAAUCGGAGAUUAACAAUCACAGCAGCAGCAUGAACAACGGGAGAGUCAUGUAUUGCCAAAAUAAUUCGUACAGUACCUUGGACUACGCAUUAAUAAAUAACGUCCCCCACCAGGCCUUCCCCAGCUAUAGCAUGAGUAACAUGCAAAACGAUUCGGACACCAAUUUUUCUAAGAACUUCGACCAGUACAGCUCGCACAUGGAGCUGAACUACUGA
Molecule: messenger RNA, 6954 nt
Organism: Plasmodium cynomolgi strain B
Lineage: Eukaryota; Apicomplexa; Aconoidasida; Haemosporida; Plasmodiidae
Exons: 7
Coding region: 2350-6954 (1534 amino acids)
Source: RefSeq, a predicted model, not a curated record